Molecule: messenger RNA, 1088 nt
Organism: Pelagomonas calceolata
Lineage: Eukaryota; Pelagophyceae; Pelagomonadales; Pelagomonadaceae
Source: the annotation of a GenBank genome assembly
GUCUUACAUGCCGCUAGCUCUCGCAACAAACGCGCUUUGCUGCCGGCCUCUCUCCGCAUCCUGUGUUUGUUUUCGACUCCUCUUUUGGCUGCUGUUGGAUCGCUGCAUAAUGCCAGCACUCAUGCUGCGCUCGCUGGCUCUCACAAUGGUUUGCUCUCAGACCACAGCCUGGGUCCGCGCGCCCACGCUGCGACCACCGUCGUCGCGCAACGGUUUCUUAGAUGACGCGUUGGACAACGUCAAGUCCGGCCUGGCCAAGAUGUCGCAGACGGCGACGGUCCAGCACGUGCUCGUGCCGAGCCGGACGACGGCGCUCAAGCUGCAGCGCGAGUGCUGGCCCAGUGUUUUGAAAUGAAGCGCCACGCCAUCGACGCGACGGGUCCGUCCAUCACGCAGGGCGGAGGAGGAGGGCGUGAGCCCCGAGGUCAUCGGCCGCCUCGCGCAGCAGUACUCGACGUGCGGCUCCGCCCAGAAGACGCCCGACGCCUCGUUCAAGAUGCUGCGCGGUCGGCCGGGCGAGCUGACCUUCAAGCGCGGCGAGAUGGCCAAGGAGUUCGAGGACGUCUCUUUUACGGCGCCCGUCGGCAGUUUACAAGUCGUCGACACGCAGUUCGGGUCGCAUUUGAUUUACAUCAACGCGCGCGACGACGCGGACCCGAAGGUUGGAAGGGGGAAGAAAUCCAAAAAGCAGAAGGGCUUCGGCGUGCGGGGCGGCUUCGUUGCGCCGACGCGGACGAGGCCGUCUUCACGUCUCGCCGCCUCGAAACUACCCCCGCUCGUCGAGAAGCUGCAGUUGUUAGUACCGUUGGGCUUCGUCGCGCAGAUCAGUUUUCUGGUUGCGUCAAAUCAAAUCUCGGGGCCCGAGAAUUUGGAGGAGUACGGCCGCAUCGGCACGGAGUACCUGAAGACGAACACCGACUUUUCGGGCCCGCGCGGCGAGGUCAUGCGCAUCCAAUCGGAGGCCCAGCAGAUCUGGUGGAACAACGUGCUCCGGGACCUCGAGGCGGGCCGGCCGGUCAAGCCGCCCAUCACUUCCCCUUACCCGAAAUACGAGCUGUUCAAGGGGGGGAGUUAAGUUUUGUGGCUCA